CAGCAGCAGCAGCAGCAGCAGCAGCAGCAGCAGCAGCAGCAGCAGCAGCAGCGAGAGCUGCUGCUGCAGCAGGCGUCCGCGCGGCUCGACCCGCGCUGCAGGUGCAGCAAGAGCAGCAGCAAACCAAACAGCAGCAGCAGCAGCAAGAGCUGCAGCAGCAAGAGCUGCAGCAGCAAGAGCUGCAGCAGCAAGAGCUGCUGCAGAACCCCUAA
Eimeria necatrix is the source of this 212-nucleotide messenger RNA. RefSeq lists its product as hypothetical. NCBI's taxonomy places the organism in Eukaryota, Apicomplexa, Conoidasida, Eucoccidiorida, Eimeriidae. The annotation marks the transcript as partial. The record is from RefSeq and is a predicted model, not a curated record. The transcript has a single exon.